Messenger RNA from Bombyx mori (domestic silkworm), 3769 nucleotides. It is a transcript of the gene kz, whose product is annotated as probable ATP-dependent RNA helicase kurz. The transcript has 19 exons. Bases 115 to 3711 code for a protein of 1198 amino acids. The record is from RefSeq and is a predicted model, not a curated record. Gene Ontology annotation, cellular component: nucleolus; intracellular anatomical structure. Gene Ontology annotation, biological process: maturation of SSU-rRNA from tricistronic rRNA transcript (SSU-rRNA, 5.8S rRNA, LSU-rRNA). Lineage: Eukaryota; Metazoa; Arthropoda; Insecta; Lepidoptera; Bombycidae. Gene Ontology annotation, molecular function: RNA binding; helicase activity; ATP binding.
AUGAAAAAAAUUCAAACCAAAAGUCAAAACAAAUAAACCACAUUGUAGACAUGUGAAAGAGAAAAGCUAUAUCCAAAUUAGAAUUUUCAAUUUCUUUUCCAUAAAAAAAUAAAAAUGGGAAAGUCUAGAUACAAUAGUAAGGCACGACAAGUUGUAAAGACAAAUAUUGAUGAUUCAAAAACUAAUGAGAUUAAGUUAGAAUUUGCAAAAUCUGAAUAUGGAAAUGCCGAUGCCAGUAAUGCACUGGCUUUGCCAUCUAAGAAGAGGCAAACAAGGGUGGUUAAAGAGAAAAUAGAGAAGACACAUUUUCUGUCAAAAGCUCAAAGGAAAAGAUUGGAGAAGAUUGUUGAUAAAAAAAAGAAAAAAGAAAAUAGAGCUGCUCUAUUAGAAUCACUUUCACAAGUACAAGCAACUCCCGAGGAAGUGAAACAGUUAACAGCCAUAUCUGCAGUCCAAACAAUAGGGUUGCGGAAACUUAAUGAGUUCAGUGUCGAAGCUUUUAUGACCGAAAGCUUUGAUAAACCUGAGGUAACACAACACAAGAAGAUCAGCAGUAUUGCUGGUGCUAAAAAACGUUUACGUCUUCUGAAACUGGAGAAGUCCGAAAAGAAGAAAUCAAAAUACGAUCCCAAUGUGGUUGGAUUGGAACUCGAAGAAGAUGAAAAUUCAUCUGAUGAUUCUGACAGUACAGACGAAGUGACAAACACAAUUGAAGAUGGAUCCCAAAAUGUCAUUGAUAUUACAGAAAGUAUGACUAAAAAUAAUAAUGAGGCCACCAACAACAUUAAUGAAAUCAACAAAACUAUAAAAUUGGAUAAUACGAAAACAAGUACUACGCUACAGGAACAGAAAGAAGAUAAUAUCACUGAUAAAUUAAAAGUAAUCAGUAAAAGUGUUAAAGAUAAAGUGAAAAUAAAAAAACCUUUAUUAGAACACCCCACAGUGCAUGUUAAUGUGAAAAGAGACCCUAAAGUGCAGGUAGCAAGACUCAAACUCCCAGUACUCGGCGAGGAACAGAGAAUAAUGGAGUUAGUGAAUGAGAAUCAAUUUCUUAUUGUUGCGGGUGAAACAGGUAGUGGAAAGACAACUCAGAUACCACAGUUCCUCUAUGAAGCGGGGUAUGCAGAGAAGAAAAUGGUAGCUGUAACAGAACCUAGGCGUGUCGCUACGGUAGCCAUGUCUGCUAGAGUUGCUCAUGAAUUGGCUUUAACUAACAAAGAGGUCUCGUAUCUAAUGCGUUUUGAAGGUAACACUACGAAGGACACAAAAAUUAAAUUUAUGACUGAUGGUGUACUAUUAAAGGAGAUUCAAUCAGAUUUCUUAUUAAGCAAGUAUUCGGUUGUGAUAAUAGACGAGGCUCACGAGAGAAGCGUAUACACAGAUAUACUCUUGGGUUUGUUGUCUAGAAUAGUCCCGUUGAGGUGUAAACGAGGCAGUCCGCUUCGUUUAAUCAUUAUGUCGGCUACAUUGAGAGUUGAAGACUUUACGGAGAACACUAGAUUGUUUAAACAGCCCCCGCCUGUUAUAAAGAUCGAAUCAAGACAGUUCCCAGUUACGGUGCAUUUUAACAAAAACACAUACAAGGAUUAUUUGAAGGAAGCAUUCAGGAAAACAGUAAAAAUACAUACAAGGUUGCCUGAGGGUGGAAUACUUAUAUUUGUCACGGGGCAACAGGAGGUACGUUAUCUACUCCGGAAAUUGAAAUCCUGUUUCCCGUACCGCAAAGAUGUGGAUUAUUCAAAGUUGAUCACUAAGAACACUAAGGGAGUAGAGGUUGACACUGCUCUCGAUUCAGAACCAGAUGACAUCAACUCUGAUGAUGACGAGGUUGAGAAAGAGAUGAAAAGGGCCCGCAAAGCCAGGAGGAAAGCGAAAAAGAAAGUUAAAGCUUUACCAAAGAUCAAUUUGGAUGAUUAUGAUAUGCCUGAAGAUGAUGGUCAGGCUGAUUUGGUGGGCAAUGAUGACGACAGCGAGGGGCACUUGAGUGAUUCAGACGCAGAGGAAGACUCCCUGAUGCCGGAAAUAAAGUCGUGUCGUCAACCUCUAUGGGUCUUGCCUCUGUACUCUAUGCUAAACUCGAACAAGCAAGCUCGGGUCUUCGAACCUCCCCCGGUGGGCGCCAGGCUGUGCGUGGUCAGCACGGAUGUCGCGGAGACGUCUCUAACGAUACCGGCCAUUAAAUACGUUGUCGAUACUGGAAAAAAGAAAAUGAAGGUACACGACCACGUGACGGGCGCGAGCGCGUGGCGCGUUGUGUGGACGAGCCAGGCCAGCGCCGGGCAGCGGGCGGGGCGCGCGGGGCGGGUGUGCGCCGGCCACGUGUACCGGCUGUACAGCAGCGCGGUCUACCAGCAUGACUGCCCGCCGCAGCACGCGCCUGACCUCUGCCGCAGGCCCGUCGACGACCUGGUCCUCAUGAUGAAGUGCAUGGGCAUCGAUAAGGUUGUCAAUUUUCCGUUCCCGACGGCGCCGGAUCGUUUACAAUUACGUUUGGCCGAAAAACGCCUUGAAACUCUCGGGAUACUCGAGAGGCACGACUCGAAGAACGCAAGCAGGAAUUGCCAAGAGGAGAUACUAAAAGUGACGCCUUUAGGUAAGGCUGUUUCGGCGUUCCCUUUGCUUCCGCGUUACGGGAAAAUGUUGGCGCUCAGUCAUCAGCAGGCCUUGUUACCGUACACUAUAGCUUUGGUGGCCGCUUUAACAGUACCAGAGGUGAUGUCCGGGAAAGCUGACAAUUGGCCCGCGACGGGACACACGCUGCUGCUGGGAGACCCCGGAGUAUUGCUCCGUGCUGUGGGCGCGGCUGAAUAUGCACAUCGGAAGGGUGAAGAACAGCUAUUCUGUGCUAAAUACGGAUUGAGGGAAAAGGCGAUCAAAGAAAUACGCAAGAUACGUAAGCAGCUGGCGUCGGAGAUAAAUCUCAGUGUUGCCGGCGUGGACGUCUCCGUCGACCCCGAGAUGAAGCCCCCAGAUGAAAAGCAAGCCAGGCUGCUCAGGCAAUUGGUGCUUAGUGGACUCGGAGAUCAGGUCGGCAGGAAAAUCGGCCUGGACGAGGUCAAAGAAGGCGAAGACAAAAGGAAAUUCAAGUACGCUUACCACUGCGGCGACCUGGAGGAGCCCGUGCAUCUGCACUCGGCUUCGGUGCUCCGCAAAACGAUACCGGAGUGGGUGGUGUACCAGCAGCUAUACGAGACGGGCGCCGAGGAACGAAGGAAGAUGGUGAUGAGCAACGUAACGGCCAUCGAACCGGAAUGGCUGCCCGUCUACGUGCCGCAGCUGUGCAAUCUAGGUGAGCCUCUGUCUGAUCCGGAGCCGCGUUACGAAGACGUAACUGGUAAAGUCCUAUGUCACUACAAAGGCACGUUCGGCAAGGCGGGCUGGGAGCUGCCGGUUGUUGAAAUCGAAAUGCCCGAAAAAAUUGAACGCUACCGAUGGUUCGCGCGUUUCUUACUGGAGGGGUCAGUGUUUCCCAAACUUCGGAAGUACACGCCCUCUUUGUUGUCACCACCGUCGACGAUGGUGAAAUCGUGGGCGAAGCUGCAGCCCAGAACCGAGAUAUUAUUAAAAGCUUUGUUAAUGAAAAGAACCAGUACCAGGGAGUCGUUGAGGAAAAUCUGGGAAGACCAGAAAAACUACUUACUUGAAGAGUAUCUGAAGUGGCUUCCGGAGUCAGCCCAUAACGAAGCUACAUUGUACUGGCCGCCAUUAUGAAUAUGUAAUUGUAAUAUUUUAUUAGCUAUGUUGUAAAUAAAUGUACUUUGUUAAAUAA